CGAGCGUCAAGUGUUGACGGACGAGUUUCGCCUGUGUUUUCAGAGCUCACCUGGUCGGUUUAUAGUCCGACAUUUUUCGUGAGAGAAAGAUAAACCUGUCCAAAAAGCCAUGAACACUUUAGUCAGAGCCACAGCCAGGUGUCUCCGGUCGGGCGCGGCGGUGUGGUCGGGCUCGGCUCGGUUCCUGGCCUCGGUCCCCCUGAAGGACCUUGGAGAGCUGGUGAAGAAGGACAAGGUGGUGGUGUUCAUGAAGGGGACGCCGGCUCAGCCCAUGUGUGGCUUCAGCAACGCCGUGGUCCAGAUCCUCCGGAUGCACGGAGUGGACCACUACGCUGCCUACAACGUGCUGGAGGACCAGGACCUCCGAGAAGGAGUCAAAGUCUUCUCCAACUGGCCCACGAUCCCUCAGGUGUACUUUAACGGAGAGUUUGUGGGAGGCUGCGACAUCCUGCUGCAGAUGCACCAAAACGGAGAUCUGGUGGAGGAGCUGAAGAAGCUCGGCAUCCGCUCAGCUCUGCAGGACACGGAGAAAGAAGCCAAGUAAAUCAAAGAGACGACUUGAAAACAGCUGAGAAGACGAGGACACGUCUUCAGAUUGAAACCACCUCCUCCUCCUCCUCCUCCUCCUCCUCCUCCUCCACACACGCUCAAAUGAUUGCAGAUAAAAUGGUCUAAAAGCAGCCGUCACCUGGUUGGCCAACAAGAGUUCAGAUUGAACAGCUGAGGACUUUAAGACGACACCUACAAGAACUUGGCAGGAGGAAUCAGUGUUCCUGUGUCUCUUCUGAAGUCCUCACAAGUGAUGCUGAGUUUGGCUCGCACAGACAAACCAUCCUUUAGUUCUUUUAACGCGUUGAUCUGAGAAGAAACCACAACAACCAGCAGGGAAUCCAAAAUAAUCUGGUUAAUCCUGGAACUACAGUAAAGGUUUAUAUAAAAGAUGAUGGAGCAGCUCUGCGCUCCAUGUCCUCCGUAGAAACGUUUUGAAUCGAGUUUCUGUGUAAAAGUUACGAACGACAACGUCUUCAGGUUUCUGAAAGGCCUCGGUUUGAAAAGAGUGAGACCGAAUCGACGAGCAGCUGGUCUGAACGCAGCCAACAUUAAACCGGUUUAAUGUCGAUGUU
Nematolebias whitei (Rio pearlfish) is the source of this 1124-nucleotide messenger RNA. RefSeq names its product glutaredoxin 5 homolog (S. cerevisiae) (gene glrx5). The coding region runs from base 110 to 544 and encodes 144 amino acids. The transcript has 2 exons. The record is from RefSeq and is a predicted model, not a curated record. NCBI's taxonomy places the organism in Eukaryota, Metazoa, Chordata, Actinopteri, Cyprinodontiformes, Rivulidae.